UUUGUUUUUUAUUUACGGAGUAGUACUUUCUAAUGACUGAAUUGCCCUUAAGGGAUGAGGUUGUGGACUUGUGGUGGAAUUUGGAUAACCCCAGCUCAGUUUAGCAGGAAGAAACAGGCUUGUUCUUCCCUCUUUGACAGAGAAAAAACCAGUUUAUUUGGUCAUUGAAAUUACUCAUUUCUUAUUUUUGUAAUAACCUAAAUGGAAAUUGGAUUCAAGAGCAUCAAGAAAUAGGCUCGCGCUCGCUCUCGCUCGAGAUUGCUGUUAUCCGUCCCUGACCGACUAUUUAUUUUUGUACCCCGUCCCUGACUCGGUGCAACCUAGCAUGCGAACAGCUCUCCUUCCGAAGGGGCGACUGCCUACUAGCAGGUCCAAGGUGGUAGCAAAACUCAUCAAACACAACGAGUGCAAGUCCGAACAACGAUUGGUGCUAUUUCCUGAGGAAAGUGAAAUUACCCGGAGACAGUUAUGUACUGCUGCUUCAGUGGUGGCGAUUCUGACAUUCCAGCAGGGUAUGAUAUCAGAACCAGUUAAGGCUAAAGAAGUUGAUAAAGGAGAUGAUGGUUUACUGGAACCAAUUAAGUCAUUGUUUGAUCCAAAUGAAAAAACAAAGUCAGGCAAAGUAUUGCCAAAAGCCUACCUCAGGUCAGCCAGGGAGGUUCUGAAGACACUUCGAGAUUCCUUGAAGGAAGAUCCAAAGGAUGCGGCUAAAUUCAGGCGAAAUGCAGAUGCCGCUAAGGUAUCUAUUCGAGAUUAUUUAAACACCUGGAGCGGCCAGCAAGCUGUAGCCAAAGAGGAAUCUUACACGGAGCUAGAGAAAGUAUUUAGAUCCCUUGCUCGCUUUUAUUCAAAGGCAGGUCCAUCAGCUUCACUCAGUGAUCAAGUCAAGUCUGAAAUCUUGCACGAUUUAGAUAUUGUUGAACAAUUUUUGUAGCUGGAUAACUCUGCCUGUAUAGGUUAGUUGGUUGACUUGGUUCCAGGUUCUUCGUGUGCAAUACGUUUUUACGAAAACAGCUGUAAUCUGAAUUUUCCAGUCCAAACUGCAUAUUUCUUGGGUGGAUUCAGACAUAGUAACUGCGUAAUUAACACUUUAACAGGCAUCCUGUUGUUUUGCGAUGUAAUUCCACUUCUGAUGCAUAUUCAA
Messenger RNA from Spinacia oleracea (spinach), 1144 nucleotides. RefSeq names its product photosystem II D1 precursor processing protein PSB27-H2, chloroplastic. The transcript has 4 exons. Gene Ontology annotation, biological process: photosystem II repair; photosystem II assembly. The coding region runs from base 326 to 934 and encodes 202 amino acids. Lineage: Eukaryota; Viridiplantae; Streptophyta; Magnoliopsida; Caryophyllales; Amaranthaceae. The record is from RefSeq and is a predicted model, not a curated record. Gene Ontology annotation, cellular component: chloroplast thylakoid lumen; photosystem II.